This is a messenger RNA of Scomber scombrus (Atlantic mackerel), 2489 nucleotides long. RefSeq names its product transcription factor 25 (basic helix-loop-helix) (gene tcf25). Lineage: Eukaryota; Metazoa; Chordata; Actinopteri; Scombriformes; Scombridae. Gene Ontology annotation, molecular function: protein binding. Bases 103 to 2157 code for a protein of 684 amino acids. The record is from RefSeq and is a predicted model, not a curated record. The transcript has 18 exons. Gene Ontology annotation, cellular component: RQC complex.
GAAAAGAAACCAAUGGAAUUGGUCUGUUGUGUCUGUCAGCCAACUAAAAAACUAUCCUAGUCGCAAAUAUUGAGGUGGCUGUUUAUACAUGAGCAGUCGAUAAUGUCUAGCCGGGCUUUGAGACGGCUCAGAGGGAAACAGCGGGGUCAGGAGGCCUUAGACCUCGGGGAUCUAACUUUGGUUGACAGCCCUGAGGAGGAGGAGGAGAAGCUGGACACGGCUGGUGUUAGUCCACCGUCUAACAGGACUGGCAGCAGCAGAAAGGCAAAGAAAGACAAGGCCCAGAAAAACUUCAGUAAUAUUUAUGAACUGAUAUGUGAUGCAGACAAGGAGGCAGAGAAAAUCUCACCUGAUGAAGAUUUAGAGAAACCAGAUGGAAAUAAGACAAGUGCCACAGGAAGGAAUGAUAACAAAGAUGUUGAGAGGAGCGAUCAAAAGCACCAGCAUGAGGAGGUAUCUAUAAAGUCUUUGUCUGGAGACAGAGCUAAGAAAAAGAAGAAAAAGAAGAAGACAAAAGUGACAUCAGAAGAUGGACAGGAUGCUGCACGAGAUGAUAACAUUGAUCUAUUGCUGGAGAACCUGGAGCAGUCCAAUGGUCUGAGUUUGCAAAAUGAGGAUUGUGGAGGCUUCGACAGAAGAUCUGUGCUACACGUGGAGCACAGGAAUCUCAACCCAGAGACGGAGCUGAAGAGAUAUUUUGGGGCUCGAGCUGUUUUGGGGAAUCAAAGACCACGACAAAGGAACAGGCAGUUUCACCGUAGCACCUGGAUGACCAGUCCCAAGGACAGCUGGCCUCGCUUCAGCCGCCCAGGAAUCUCAAUGACCUUAAUUCAGUCAAAGGAUGGCGUUCAGCACUUCACCUUCGAGCACGGUCGAGACUACCAGCAAGUACAGUUCAAGUUCCUCGAUGCUGUCGAGUCCAUGGACCCAAACAACAUUGUGGCUCUGCUGCAGCUGAACCCAUACCACAUCGACUCUUUGCUGCAGCUUUCUGAUGUCUGCCGUAUACAGGAGGACCAAGAAAUGGCCAGGGACCUUAUUGAAAGGGCCAUGUACAGCUUUGAGUGCGCUUUUCACCCUUUGUUCAGUCUGACCUCAGGUGCCUGUCGACUUGAUUAUCUCAGGCCAGAAAACAGGGCAUUUUAUUUGGCUCUUUAUAAGCACAUGAUGUUCCUGGAGAAGAGAGGAUGCCCACGGACAGCUUUGGAGUACUGCAAACUGAUCCUGAGUUUGGACCCAGAUGCUGACCCACUCUGCAUGCUGUUGCUCAUUGAUUUCCUGAUGCUGCGUUCCAGAGAGUACCAGUCUGUCCUCCAGCUGUAUCAGGACUGGGAGGAGCACAGAAAUCUGUCCCAGCUGCCAAACUUUGCAUUCUCCACUGCGCUCUGCCAUUUCCAGCUCAGUCAGCAGGAAGAUGUGGAUCCCGAAGAAAGUGACAAACAAAGAAAUAAAGCUGACCAGAUGCUGCAGGAAGCUCUCAUCAUGUUCCCUGGAGUUUUGACGCCUUUACUGGAUCUGUGUACUGUGCAGCCGGAUGCAACAGUCACCUCACAUGCCUUCUUUGGCCCAAAGAGUCAGAUAGGGCAGCCCCCAGCAUUGGCUGAGCUCACUGCUCUAUAUGUGGGGAGGACUUACACCCUGUGGAAGGAAGCAGCAGUAAUGCUUUGGUUGGAAGAGAGUGUGAAGGAAGUGCUGCGCCGAUGUGAUGCAAAAGACCCUUUGGUGGAGGACUCACAAAACAAGAGAAAGCAGAGGUACCAGAGUGCACCGCGUAACAUCCAUCGCCACGUUCUACUGUCUGAGAUCAAAGAAGCCACCUCCAGUCUACCUCUAGAGGUGACCACUCAGCCUGUGAUGGGCUUCGACCCUCUGCCUCCACUGGACGCAGUGAUAUCUUACACCAGACCAGAGAGGCAGCAUGUUGGAGCAUCCAAUGAGAGUACAUUGUCGCUGUUUUUCCGGUCUUUGCUGCCAAAUUUCAACCUUCAGGGCGGACAGAGGCAGGAGGAUGAAAUGGAAGUGGCUCGAGCUGGUCAAGAGCUGAACCAGGAAGUGAAUCGUCUAAUGGUGGCAAUGAGGGACAUGCUGGCAAACAUCAGGUUUCAGGAGCCGCCGAGAGAGGACAACCCUUACAGAGAUGAGGACGAGUGGGACUGAAAGAGGAGUGAAGCGAUAAGUGUCGAGGAUAAAGAAGAAUCAAAUAGACAAAACCAAGUUAAGACAAAUGAAGAUAUUUAAUGGUGUUUAUAAUGAUUGAGAAGAGAUGGAAUUUUUUUUUUUUAAUUGUCACAAUAUCAGAAUACUAAAGUAAAAGGAGGAGAUGGCUUGGUGUUAUGAGUCUGUCCUUUUUGCUUUAAAAUAAAACACUCUGGACCAAUCCAGAUAGUUAUGAACACAAGCAACUUUCUCCCAGACUCAGAAAACAGACUUUCAUGUCACCUAGGUUGACAUUGUUCCUUAAAAUAAUCAUAAUAAAACAUUUUGCAGGA